This is a messenger RNA of Aphis gossypii (cotton aphid), 982 nucleotides long. RefSeq lists its product as uncharacterized. The record is from RefSeq and is a predicted model, not a curated record. Lineage: Eukaryota; Metazoa; Arthropoda; Insecta; Hemiptera; Aphididae. The transcript is spliced from 2 exons. The coding region runs from base 192 to 908 and encodes 238 amino acids.
AUGUAGCGUUUUUAUUUCUGUGAGCGUUGCUAUGUCAUGCUCUAGUGCUAAAACUACAAUACCUAUCCCAUUUUUAUUGACCGAAUCAUAAAUUAUUACAAUGUUUAGACGAACCAAAUAGGUACCUAUAGUUGUGGAUCGUGAUUUAUUUGGAAUAAUAGGACGCAAAAAAAGAUAUUACUCUUGUUAUUAUGCUGGUAAUAUUGUUAAAAUUAUUUUUGAUUGUCAUAGUGUGCGUUGGAAUCUUGACACUAUUCUUAUUGAAAGCGGAUCCCGCGGAACGUGAAUAUGACGGGGGCAUCGAUACGGGGUCUAACACUCUCAGUUCGCGUUGGUCGAGACUGCAGUUGUAUAAGAACGAGGAUGACGCGGCGAAUAAUGUGCAAACAGUGAAAGUGUCUAAAGACACAAUUUAUGCCAUGAUGCAAAGGGGUGUCAUCGUCUUAAACGCAAAGGAAGUCAAAAUGGACGACGAAGGCAACGCGAUCGACGACAGCGAUGACGACCGGUGGGCCCGUGAGUGUAUGGAACGCAUAUGCGCCGAGCUGGACUCGUACCAUCCGAACGUAAUAUCAGUAAUCCUGAUGAUUAACGAAUAUUUCGAUACUCUAGAAAAGAUGAUGGACCAAUACGAAGAGCAACUAAGCUGUUACAAUAAUACUUUGGCUCUGCUUACCGAAAAUCGUUUGAAUAUUGAAAAAGAUAUAAAAAAAAAAGCUGACCAAUGCAAGCAGCCAGGCGACGACGAGAAGGUUAUAGUUGUGACAAACGACGAAAGCAGUCGCCACUGGAAACCACUUCCAGUGCCCAUUAAACACACAAUUGUCAUGGCCAGCCGGACCGAUGACGACUUUUUAACAAUAUUCGAACAAUUCAAAAAAGCGCAAGAGGAACAUCAUAAACAAUGAUCAUUUUAAAAAUGUUUAUAAAAUAUACACGCCCAAAAUGUAAAUGAUUGAAAUAGAUUUUAAUACUACAUUGA